Morchella sextelata is the source of this 5109-nucleotide messenger RNA. RefSeq lists its product as uncharacterized. Lineage: Eukaryota; Fungi; Ascomycota; Pezizomycetes; Pezizales; Morchellaceae. The transcript is spliced from 4 exons. Gene Ontology annotation, molecular function: zinc ion binding; nucleic acid binding. Gene Ontology annotation, biological process: DNA integration. Bases 1 to 5109 code for a protein of 1702 amino acids. The record is from RefSeq and is a predicted model, not a curated record.
AUGUCCACCCCCGAGCCACCUGUAUGGGCCGCACCCAACGAUGUAGAAGCAUUCAGACAGAUGUAUGAGGCCGACUCUGCUGAACUAUUCGAUAACAUCGCCACCCUCGUCCAGCGCGUCCGCCUCCAAAGGGAUACCCUCCAUGCACAACUCACCGCCGCUAAUGAAACCAUUGACAACCUCGAGGAGCAGAUAAACCGGCUCAACCUCGACCUCAAUGUCGCCCGCGCUGCCCCCGCCCCUACCGUCGCUGUCCCCGUUGCCCCUGCUCCCCCACCUGCUCCUGCCCCCGCCUUCAGGUCCGAAAAGUUUCCAGACCCUGAGAAAUUCGAUGGCACCCGCACCAAGCUCCCCGGAUUCACCACCCAACUUCGAAUGAAACUUGAAGUCAACCACGAUCGGUUCCGAAACGAGGCAGCAAAGGUUAUCUAUGCCGUCAGUCGCUUGGAAGGAAGGGCCCUCGACCAGGUCGUUCCACUUGUCAACGCUAACCCUGCCGCCCCCUUCUCCUCCGUCACUGCCUUUGUUGCCCACCUGGAAGCCUCGUUUGGAGACCCAGACCCCCGGGGUACCACCCGUCGCCAACCCGUUGCCCUGAAGCAAGGCAAAGGGGACUUCGCUACCUAUUAUUCACAGUUCCUCCGCAUCGUGGCAUACCUGAACUACAACGAGGGAGCAAAGAUCGAUGCCCUAGCCGAAGGACUGUCAGAAGAUCUGAAGGACGCUAUGACAUACCGGACAGACAGGCCUAACACUGUCGAAGCCUAUGCCACCAUGUUGAUGACAAUCGAUAACCAGGUUCGGGGCCGCAAAGCUGAACAAAGGGCCAUUCGGAAUACAAUGGGACAAUUCACCGCCCCCGCUGCUGUCGCACACCCAUCUCAUACCGCCGGAGGCCUCGCCCCAAUGGACCUCUCCGCUCUCCAAAGCCGCCCCACUCAAUGUCCUGCCAUUGAACAACGAUACACUUUUGUCAAUGGACAACGCAAAACCUCUGCCGCUGAAAAGCAAUGGCGAAGGGACAACAAUCUCUGUAUGUACUGUGCCAACCCCGGUCACGUCUUUGCCAACUGCCCCUCUGCCAAUCGCCCGCGCGGUAAUCAACCGGUUAUGAGGGGCGCCCUCCUCGCACCCAGUCAUACGGCCGUCGACCCCGCUGUUCCACUGGUCGCUAUCCCGGGCUUGAUUAAUGGCCCCUGCCUGGGACCUUCCAAUGUUUCUCCUUUGUCUGCGUUUUCUAUCUCUGGCUUCUCGGUAUCGUCUGUGGAGGAUAAAUUGGAUGGGGAUCAUUUUGUUGCUUCUUGUAAAAUUAUAAACAAUAAAACAUCCAUUCAAACUCACGCACUGAUCGAUACCGGUUGCUCCGGAUUCGCAUUCAUUGAUGAAACUUUCGCGCGCCAUAACAACUUCCCAUUUCUCCCCCUCAAAUCACCCCGCACUCUUGAAGUCAUCGACGGUCGGCCCAUAUCUUCUGGACAAAUUACCCACCUCUGCUAUCUGCCGCUAUCCAUUGACUCCCACCACGAAACUACCCCCUUCUUCGUUACCAAACUCGGCUCGUACCCACUCGUCCUCGGAAUCCCCUGGCUUCAAUUGCACGAUGCAACAUUACGGUUUAAGGACAAUAGCAUACUGUUCGACUCCGAAUACUGUAAAAGCAAGUACAACUCUUCCCCGAUACCCGUUCCCAUUAGAGGGGUUGCACCACCGCCCCGUUUUCACCUUGUCAGUUCAGCUGCUCUUUGUCGCUUUGCUCAAAGAGACAAACUCCAAAUCUUUAGUACAACUAUUGAGGAAAUAGAUCAAGCAACGGGCGAGGCCCCUAAGCAAGACUGGAGGAACCGGGUCCCAACCCGGUACAAGAGAUUUCAUAAAAUGAUGGACGAAGAAUUCGCUAACGAGAUGCCACCUCGCCGCCCCUAUGAUCAUAAGAUACCGCUCAAAGAAGGGAAAGAGCCCCCUUUUGGGCCACUUUAUGGUAUGUCCCGCGAGGAACUCAUUGUGCUGAAACAAUACAUACAGGACAACCUUCAAAAGGGGUUUAUUCAGGCCAGCUCUUCGCCUGCCGGUGCCCCUGUCCUAUUUGUUAAAAAAGCCGAUGGAACACUCCGCCUCUGUGUCGACUAUCGUGGCCUUAACGAACUUACUGUCAAAAAUCGCUACCCGCUGCCACUCAUCCGGGAAACUCUCGACCGCCUUUCCAAGGCCAAGUGGUACACCAAACUUGACCUUCGCCAAGGGUACAAUCAGAUCCGAAUGGCUAAGGGUGAAGAAUGGAAAACAGCCUUCCGAACGCGUUACGGACAUUUCGAAUACACCGUAAUGCCCUUCGGCCUUACCAAUGCACCAGCCACCUUUCAACAUUUCAUUAAUGAUUGCGUCCGUGAUUACCUUGAUAUGUUCUGCACAGCCUACCUUGACGAAAUCCUUAUUUACAGCGAUACCUUCGAGGAACAUCAAGUACACGUCGAGAAGAUUCUGGAAGCCCUACAAAGAAAUGGAGUACUGCUGAAACCGGAGAAAUGCGAAUUUCAUACACAAAGUACCACAUAUCUCGGCCUGAUUAUCGAACCCAAUGGUAUAAAAAUGGACCCAAGGAAAGUGGAGACGGUGAAGAAUUGGACCGUCCCCAAAACAGUUAAGGAUGUACAAGCAUUCCUAGGUUUUGCUAACUUUUACCGCCGAUUCAUACGCGGAUUCUCGGAGCUGGCUUCUCCUCUUACCAGACUGACACUUAAGGACAUAUCAUUUGGAUGGACAUCCGAAGCCCAAACCGCCUUCAACGCCCUGAAAGAAGCCUUUACCACGGCGCCCAUUCUUACUCAUUUCGACCCGGAGAAGGAAAUUACCGUGGAAACCGAUGCAUCUGACUAUGUCUCCGCUGGUAUACUCUCCCAAUACGAUGACAAUGGUAUCCUCCGACCUGUUGCAUACUUCUCGAAAAAACACUCCCCCGCCGAAUGCAACUACGAGAUUUACGACAAGGAAUUAUUGGCAAUCAUCCGGUCUUUUGAGGAGUGGCGACCGGAACUUGAAGGGGCUGUACACCCAAUCGCCAUCAUAUCCGAUCAUAAGAAUCUCGAAUACUUUAUGAGUACCAAACAACUCAACCGGAGACAAGCACGGUGGGCAGAAUACCUGUCACGGUUUAAUUUUGUUAUCAAAUACCGACCAGGGAAACAAGGAGGGAAGCCGGACGCGUUGACAAGAAGAUCAGGAGAUCUCCCUGGAGAGGGGGAUGAAAGACAAUUGCAUCAGAGUCAAGUCGUGUUGAAGAAGGAGAAUCUUGAUGCAAAGCUAAGUUUUGAGAAGAACGGUGACAAAAACGAUGGAAACAUUAAAAACGAGAGCGAUGAUAAUGACAUUGAUCAAGAGCUUGAGGAUAUGUUUGGCGUUGGGAUUACGGCCCAAUCAAACCGAGAUGAAGCCCAGAAACAACUGGAGAAGCGGGAUAAAAGAGCUCGUUCAAGGGCCGUCAAAAUCGAAGAUGAUGCAAAUUCUGAUCAGUCAAAGAAAAGGACGAGAAUUCAGCCAGCCCCAACCUCACUGCAGGAAUUAUUCGAUGAAGGAUAUAGCGCUGACCCGUUUCACCAAAAGAUACUGGAUAUGCGGAAUAAAGGCGAUCGACAAUCAAAGGACAUAUCACUCGCCGAAUGCACCGAGGUUGAAGGCCGAUUGCUUUACCGAGGCAGUAUAUAUGUCCCUGAUUACGACCCUCUUAAGCUUCGAAUCCUCCAACUUUACCAUGACGCUGCCUCUGCUGGACACCCGGGACGCGAAAAAAAAUUCGAACUCGUCAGUCGGGACUACUACUGGCCCCUCAUGCGAAAUUAUAUUGCCCGCUACGUUCGGAACUGCCACACCUGUCAACAAAGCAAACCCAACACCCACGGAAAACUCGGCGUACUUCGACCUUUACCGAUUCCCGAACAACCAUGGCGGGAGGUAUCGAUGGACUUCGUUACUGGCCUACCGGAAAGUGAAGGGUACGAUGCAAUUAUGGUAGUGGUUGACCGGCUAACAAAGAUGCGACACCUCCUGCCCUGCAAUACUACUGUCAAUUCCGAAGACGUCGCCCAACUAUACCUGCGAAACAUAUGGAAGCUCCACGGGCUACCCACACACGUCACCUCCGACCGCGGUACGCAAUUUACAGCUAAGUUUUGGAAGGCUCUUUGUAAACACCUCAACAUCGAGGCAAGGAUGUCCACCGCCUUCCACCCGGAGACCGACGGCCAAACCGAAAGGCUGAAUGCUGUGAUGGAGCAAUACCUACGAGGGUAUGUCUCUUAUCAACAGGACGAUUGGGUAAAAUGGCUUCCUAUGGCAGAAUUUUCCGCCAACAAUCAGGUCUCCGCAUCCACUAAAGCUACACCAUUCUUCGCGAACUAUGGGUUCCACCCCCGGUUUACAGUGACGAUCAAAUCGCUUGACAGGACCCCACCGAGUCUUAACGCUAAAGACUUCGCCUCGAAGAUGAGAGAACUCCACGAGCACCUACGUUCCAAUAUCCGCACAGCGCAGGAUCAGCAAGAGCAGGCCGUCAAUACUAAACGAACCCCGGCCCCACGGUACGAUGUCGGUGAUAUGGUGUUUGUUUCAGCAAAAAACAUCCGAACCACGCGUAACUCCCGGAAGCUGGACUGGAAGAAACUGGGACCGUUCCCCGUUAAGGAAAUCAUAUCGCCAUAUGCGUAUCGAGUUGACCUGCCUAGAAGUAUGAAGGUGCACCCCGUCUUCCAUGUAUCAUUGUUGGACCCCGCUGCGAAUGAUCCUGUCCCAGGGCAAAUUCAACCACCACCCCCGCCCAUUAUCGUCGAACAAGAGGAGGAGUACGCAGUUGAGGAAAUCUUGGACUCGCGAGAAUUACGGAACACUGGCCUGCAAUACUUUGUUAAGUGGACGGGCUAUACCGACCCUACCUGGGAACCCGCCGCAUACCACGAUAAUACCGCCGCCGUUGAUAUCUUCCACAUACGCUACCCCGACAAACCUGGGCCAUUGGAAGCAAAGAUUAAGGUUAAGGCUCGCAGGAGCUCGCGCUUGAAGGGGGGGGCUACUUUCAUGGAUCGACUAGUGGAGGUACGGGGUUAUGAAGAGUCGGAUUAG